Messenger RNA from Aphanomyces astaci, 375 nucleotides. RefSeq lists its product as hypothetical. The record is from RefSeq and is a predicted model, not a curated record. The coding region runs from base 1 to 375 and encodes 124 amino acids. NCBI's taxonomy places the organism in Eukaryota, Oomycota, Saprolegniomycetes, Saprolegniales, Verrucalvaceae. The transcript has a single exon. Gene Ontology annotation, molecular function: nucleic acid binding.
AUGCAAGAGACCAAGAGGCUGAAGUCCCGAGCCAUCUACAUAAAGCCCAUGCUUACUGAAGACAGCACAAGGGCGCGCCUCGACUUUGCCAAGUCUUUUGUUCGACUUUUGCCAAGUGGAAACCAUGCUUUCGUCGACAUGAACGAGUAUAUUCAUGUAGAUGAGAAGUGGUUCUACUUGACAAAAGUCAAGCGAAAGUUCUAUGUCUACGACGAUGAAGAAAUGGCCUUGCGUGCGGCGAAGUCCAAGCAGUUCAUCACCAAAGUGAUGUUCUUGGCCGCGUUGGUCCAGCCUCGAUUCGACCACACGAAGAAGGCGUAUUUCGACGGUAAGGUUGGCGUGUGGCAUUUCGUCGUUGUCCAGCCUGCCAAGUGA